UGCUGAACAUAAAUUCCAAUAUUCUACACUUUGGUUGGGUACGUAAAACCAUGGAAUUUUGUGGCCGGAUUACCCGUUUUGGAAAUGUCCAUCGUUGAAGCUUCCGGCGAAGAAACCACAAUCGUUGCCCGCUGGAGCUUCUGAUUGGAUUGGCUUUGGAGUCCACUUCUCUUCGAGGAAGGAGCUUGUUUCUCAGCCUUGGUUUCUUGGAUAUGUAGGCUUCGACGAGUCACCACUGCAAUCGGUUUUGGGGGAAGGAACACUGGGUUUAUGAGUUGAGUUCUGUUUGUAGAAGGUGGUUUUGUGAUGAGUUCGAUGUCAUGACGAGACUGGUUAGCAGAUCCAAUAUACGAUUGUUAUUCGUGAUUGUAGGCCUUAAUUUUGGCUUUACGGGAAUGGUUUCUUCACUUCUUGAAUUGCAUUUGACCUGAAGUUGUCCAGACCGUAUAGAACUCCGUAUUGAAAAGGAAUUGUAGUUUUGGUGGAUUUUGAAUUUGGUUUUUUUUUUUUUCAGAACCGAUACUGGGUUUGUAAUUAUUUUAUUAUUCAACGUGAUUCCUUUUUACAAUUGGUGGUGGUUGGUGGAGGUAAUAGCCGGAGUUGGUGCACUUCAGACUUCAGUGUUGGGAAGUAAUUCAGUUUUUGGAGAAUUGAUUGUUUUCCUGGGAAGUUACAGGAGAUGAAAGUCGAAGUUGUGGGGUUGGAGGUAUAAUGACUGGAGGGUCAUUGGGUCUUCGUACGGGAAGCUAUGCAUCACUGCAUCUACAGCUACAAAAUGGUGCUUUGCAAAAUUCAGCGACGUCACCGCUUGUGCACAAGCCUUCGAAAACAAAUCUUUCAAGUUCAAGAGAGAGGGAGAGAGUUAUGCCCUUGUUUUGUCGAUACUUCGGUCGGAGAAGGGUUGCCAUGCUCCUCUUGUUUAUCCUUGCUCUUUUGGUUUUUGUAUUUGGAUCCUUUGCAGUCAGUAGAGAUAGCAGUGAUUUAAAGGCACCUUAUGAAGAAACUACCCUAAGAGAUUUGAUAAACCAUGCUGUUCCAAAAACAGAAGAAUUCAAGGAUAUUAUAACUUCUACACAUGGGAAUUUGAUUAAUCCCCCUUUCCCUCAUUCAAAUCGUUCUUUAAUCUCCUAUUCUUUUCCUCGACAUUCCCUUCCAUCACCACAUCCAUGCAGAAACUUUGCUCUUCCUCCUCCAGCUCCAGCAAAUGGAAAGCGGACUGGAGCACGGCCUUGUCCAGUAUGUUAUAUCCCUGUGGAGCAGGCUAUUGCUAGUAUGCCAAUUGCACCAUCAAUGUCUCCUGUACUACGCAAUUUAACGUAUAUUCAUGACGGAAACCCAAUAAAAACAGAACCACAUGGGGGGUCUGAUUUUGGUGGAUAUCCUUCUUUAAGACAGAGGAAUGAUUCUUUUGAUAUAAAGGAGUCAAUGACAGUACACUGUGGAUUUGUUAAAGGAAGCAAACCUGGUAAUCAGAGUGGUUUCGAUAUUGAUGAAGCCGACCUUGUGGAGUUGGAGGAGUUUCAUGAGGUCAUUGUUGCAUCAGCCAUAUUUGGAAACUAUGAUGUACUACAGCAGCCCAUUAAUAUUAGUGAAGAGUCAAAAAAAUUUGUUCCUUUCUACAUGUUCGUUGAUGAAGAAACGGAAGCAUAUAUGAAGAAUUCCAGCCUCCUAGAUAGCAGAAAGAGGAUUGGCUUGUGGAGAAUCAUUGUAGUUCAUAAUGUUCCUUAUGCUGAUUCAAGACGUAAUGGCAAGAUUCCCAAGCUUCUUCUGCAUAGGCUUUUCCCGAACAUUCAAUACUCAAUAUGGAUAGAUGGAAAACUUCAGCUUGUUGUGGAUCCAUUUCAAAUUCUUGAGAGAUUCUUGUGGCGUCAAAAUGCAACUUUUGCAAUUUCAAGACACUAUAAACGAUUUGACGUCUUUGAAGAAGCUGAUGCUAAUAAGGCUGCUGGAAAAUAUGACAAUUCCUCCAUUGACGAGCAGAUUGGAUUUUAUGUUAGUGAGGGUUUAACACCAUAUUCCUUGGCUAAGCUUCCUAUAACGAGUGAUGUUCCUGAAGGAUGUGUUCUAAUUCGAGAACAUAUUCCUAUAACAAAUUUAUUCACUUGCCUUUGGUUCAAUGAAGUUGAUCGUUUUACUUCAAGAGAUCAGUUAAGCUUCUCAAUGGUGAGAGACAAGAUAAUGUCUAAAGUCAACUGGAGCCUUAACAUGUUCUUGGACUGUGAAAGGCGCAAUUUUGUUAUACAGACAUAUCAUAGAGAACUACUGGAACACAUGCCUCCUCCUGCCAGAGCAAUUCUCCCUCGCCCUUCGCUAGUGCCCGAUGGUCAUACUGUUUCUAAGCCUUCGGUUCAUAUUGUUCAAAAGUCUCCACCAGUAAAGAGAAAUUCUUCCAAGCGAGGAAGAAGCGAUAAGAGGUCCACUUCAAAGCGGCAUCGUAAAGUUAUUGCUGGACAUAGAGAGGAUAAUUCGUUCUAAUUCGAUUCACAUAAAAAAGAAAGUGUUCUUUUCUUUUCUUUUUCCCUUGACAUUUUUAGUUUCAAUCUCAUUCUCGUUCCCUCAAAUUUUACCAAUUUUGUACUGGAAAUUGUUGAUAUAUCUAUAUCUAAUAUAUAUUGGUUUCUGUUGUA
Messenger RNA from Cucumis melo (muskmelon), 2627 nucleotides. RefSeq names its product probable hexosyltransferase MUCI70. Bases 712 to 2475 code for a protein of 587 amino acids. Lineage: Eukaryota; Viridiplantae; Streptophyta; Magnoliopsida; Cucurbitales; Cucurbitaceae. The transcript is spliced from 10 exons. The record is from RefSeq and is a predicted model, not a curated record.